Messenger RNA from Danaus plexippus (monarch butterfly), 2007 nucleotides. RefSeq names its product lachesin-like. The coding region runs from base 253 to 1641 and encodes 462 amino acids. The transcript has 9 exons. Gene Ontology annotation, cellular component: neuron projection. The record is from RefSeq and is a predicted model, not a curated record. Lineage: Eukaryota; Metazoa; Arthropoda; Insecta; Lepidoptera; Nymphalidae.
UGAAUCGCCGGUACCCACGGGUCGCGUUGCGUUUUCAGCGCGCUGAUACAACUUAACCACUUUCUCUGUCGCGCCGUCGUACCGCGGGUUUUGAAGGCGUCUUCGAAAUUAAGAUCCAACAAAGAGGUGCAUUCUUAAUGAUAUGACAAGAAUAAAGUUCACUUAUUUAACGAUGUACUAUUUAAGCAUACUGUUGCUUUAAUUUGAAGAACGGAUAAGGAAACAAAUAUAAUAAAUCCGACUUAGAAUUAGAUGUGUGAUGAGAUGAACGUGGAAAUAUUGAGACCGACUCGAGCUGUUACCAUGGAAACCGGGGGAUUACCUUUAGUUUCUACAUUCGCCCUUCUCACCAUAGUUGCAGGUCAGCUGCAGGGUUCGGGCUAUGGCGAGGCUGAACCAGAAUUUCUGUCCCCCCUUGAGAAUAUAACUGUCGCGCAAGGCAGGGAUGUGCAUUUCACGUGCACAGUAAAUCACCUCGGUAGCUACAAGGUGGCUUGGAUCAAAUCGGAUACAAAGACAAUAUUAGCAAUCCACACUCAUAUGGUAACACUUAAUCCACGGCUGUCAGUUACACAUAAUGGACACAAUACUUGGAAGUUGUACAUCAGUAACGUAGAGCCGAAGGACUCUGGUACUUACAUGUGCCAAAUAAACACUGAUCCCAUGAAGAGUCAGAUGGGCCAUCUAUCGGUCGUGAUCCCGCCGGACAUCGCGGACGAUGACGGCUCGGAGGCUGGUGCAACAGAAGGAGGUUCCGUAGAACUAAGAUGUACAGCGACCGGAGUUCCGGAACCAACAAUGUCGUGGAAAAGAUCCGGCGGAAGGAACAUAAUAUUCCGAGAUGACAGUGGAAAAGAAAUUAAGGUUGUAGAAAGCUACGUAGGUUCUACGUUAUCAUUGCGGGGCCUUAAGCGGACUGAUAUGGGUACAUAUCUCUGCAUAGCUGCAAACGGAAUUCCACCCACGAAGAGUCGAAGAUAUGAAGUUUCUGUGUUUUUCGAGCCGAUCGUGCGUGUUGCCAGCUUGGUUGUAUGGCGUGCCGCAGACAUGCAAGUCACACUCCAAUGCUACGUGGAAGCCUCCCCAAAAGCUCUGACAAUGUGGCAACGAGGGAAAUCACAAACAGGUGCAAAGCUGUUGAACAGUUCCAAGUACAUAAUAUCGGAAGAUUUCCUGAACGAGUAUGCUAUGAAAAUGAACCUGACGAUAAACCGCCUCAAAAGGAACGACUUCGGGGAAUAUACCUGCUCCGCAGCUAAUGCUUAUGGGAAGGCGAAUGUUACUAUAACGUUAAAAGAAACGCCGCAGAAGACGACAACCACGACCACGACGACGACCACGACCACUACAACGGAGAUGAUCACAACCACGGUCAUUUCUACCACGCGUUCGCCCAAACGACACUACAAGAAACAACCGGAUAGAAACAAGAACGCACUUGAUAUUGAACUGAUGCAUGGCAAUUCUAUAGGCGUUUACAAUUUUAACUCCCACGGAAAUAAUUCUCAUAACGAAUACGCUCAGAGAACGGAACGACAAAAAGUACGACCUUCGGGGCCACCACGACAUUACAUCGUAUAUAAUAAAGCAUCCCGAUAUGAAACAUCUAUUUCUGUACUGAUAAUAUUAGCGUUCUUGUAAACUAUAUUUUUAUAUAAUAGGUGAUAAAAAUGGCUGUUGAAUUAUUAGAUUAAAGGUUGUUGAAGACGAUUCUGUUUGUACAAUGUUGACAUUGUUGUGUAAAUCGUAACUGACAGUCUGUAUUGUAAGGUAGAUACCAGCUUUAAUUUAAGUAUAAUUUAAGUAAAAGACAAUAAAUACAAUACAUGUACGUCUCGAGUCCAAAGUACAUAUGCGAUUAGAUUCAAUAUCAAAAGGGCCAUAUCAACUUUUAUUGGAUAUUUUCAUAGCGAUUAACACGUUUUGUUUAAAACUAUUUCUGCAAUACGAUAUAUUUUGAUGUGAAUUUUGUAAUUACAAUUUAUGCAAAUUUUUAAACUUAGUACG